Clonostachys byssicola is the source of this 2172-nucleotide messenger RNA. The record is from the annotation of a GenBank genome assembly. NCBI's taxonomy places the organism in Eukaryota, Fungi, Ascomycota, Sordariomycetes, Hypocreales, Bionectriaceae.
AUGCACAUCUGGACGUUGAUACUUUUCGCUCCUAUCUUAGCGAGCGCCGCAAUUGAUCGACGAGCUAUCGUAGAGCGAUACAACGUCAUUAGAACCCAUGUUCCGGAGACAAUUACCAACGAGACAACUCCGCUCCAAGUGGGAAAUGGAGACUUCGCCUUCAAUGUCGAUAACACUGGUAUGCAGACACUCGUGCCCUUUAAUGUGCUGUCUAGCUGGGCCUGGCAUAAGGAUAGGCUCCCUGAAAACGGCGAGCGCCCUGAAGACUAUGCAGGUACCCCGGUCAUUACGCAUGGUAGAGAGAUCGUGUACGACCUACCUGAUCCCGACCACCCCGAAAUAUCCAACUGGCUCAGUGCCAACCCCAACCGUAUCAAUCUAGGACGGAUGAGUCUGAAAUAUAGAAAUGAAACUUUAUCGAUCAUCGACGAUCCAUAUCAGCAUCUUGACCUAUGGAGUGGGGUUAUCACAUCAACAUUUUCAAUUGAUGGCCAAGGAGUCAACGUUACUACCCAAGGAGACUUUGACUCGGAUUCUGUUGUUCUCAAGAUUGAGUCAGAUUUAGUCAGUAUAGGAGAAUUACAGGUUGAGUUUGAUUUCCCAUACCCGCCAAUUCACAGAGUCACGGGAACCUUUGACCAUGAAGUGUUCAUGGGCUCAUAUGAGUUUCCUCAAAACCACACCACCAGGUUAAUAAAUUGUCAAAGCGAGAAGGACGCUGCUCAUAUCCGACAUCAGUUAGAUGAGACCAGUUAUUUUUUGAACUUACGCUGGCCAGCAGAAGUUCCGCUUUCUCUUGUUCGAAACGAGCCCAAGGGAUCAGACAAAGUAUCUGCUCAUCGGUUCACCCUGUCACCAUCGGCCGGUGACAGCAAGGUCAUGAGCUUCACAGCUCAGUACAGUCCCAAAAUAAACACUCCCGCUCAGCCGAAUGAGAUCCGCCUGCGAAACACCCAGGGGUGGCAGCAAUACUGGCAAGAAGGCGGAUUUGUCGAUCUCACAAAAUCGAGCAACCCCAAUGCAACUGAGCUCCAGCGUCGCAUCAUUCUAUCUCAGUAUGCCAUGAGGGUAAACAGUGCUGCCACCGGGCAGCCUCCCCAGGAGAGUGGGCUGGUGUUCAAUGGCUGGUGGGGAAAAUUUCACCUGGAAAUGGUCGUCUGGCAUUGCGCGCAUUGGGUAACUUGGGGGCGACAAAAGUAUUUCGACAAGAUCUUCCCUGCAGUUUACGAGAGCUUGCUGCCCAGCUCUGAGGACAGAGCUAAGCGAAUGGGCUGGGCUGGCGCCAGGUGGCCGAAAAUGACUGAGCUUGUUGAGAUGGGUAUAGGACCGGGUGAGACCCGGGCUUUUCUUCAAUGGCAACAACCGCACCCGGUAUAUCUAGCCCAUCUCGCUUACAGAGCCGACCCAUCCGAGACUACGCUGAAGAAAUGGGAUCGUGUCUUGACGGCAACAGCUGAUUACAUGGCUUCGUUUGCAUGGUUCAAUAAUGCAACGGGGAAAUAUGACAUCGGGCCACCGAUCCAGGGGGUGACAGAAAACUCUGCUCCAACCGAAAUAUCAAAUUUGGCCUACGAGCUUGCGUAUUGGCGGUGGGCGUUGGAUGCGGCAUGCGAGUGGACUCAGAAACUAGGGAGAGAUUGCCCUGAUCAGUGGACCACCGUGGCUGAGAAUCUAUCACCUCCGCCUCAGUUCGACGGCCUAUACGCUCCCUGGGUUGGUAAUGGCUUGAAUUCGUCGUGGUGGAACGAUCCGGCUUUGAACAAGGAUCCUCGCAGUGUGAUUAUGCUUCAGGGCAUCCUCCCAGAUACUCCUGUGGUCGACUCGGAAGUCGGGCGAAAAACAGCCGACAAAGUGUGGGAUAUAUGGGCAGAUGCUGCCAUUCGAGGCUGGGGGCGUAAUAUUUUAGCAAUCAACUCGGCACGGAUAGGUAACCCAGAACGGGCUAUCUAUCAUCUCACUAAUUUCGAUUACUGGAAAUUUGGUGACGAAGGCUUCGCACAUCGCUCCGGACCGAAUCCUUCCCCGCCACCUUAUUUUCCUGGGAAUGGAGGUUUUCUUCUGGCCAUAGGCUACAUGGCAGCUGGUUGGACUGGGUCAGAAGGACAUGCACCCGGGUUUCCGAAAAAUGGAUCAUGGGUUGUCGAGCAUGAAGGAAUGUUUCCAUCGUUAUAG